GUCAGUAGCUAACAGUGAAUGUUGUUCUGUUGCCAGAAACCGAGAAGCAGUCGCGCAAGAUAACUCGUGGAAUAAGUAACUACAGAAAACGUCGUAUAGAAUUCUGUAAGUCAUGUCCACACCACGAAAGGAUAAGUAACAUUCCAGAAAAAUCGAGUGGCUGAAGCGCAGCUAGCUCGUGGAUCUUUGGAAGUUUGGGCAGACCUUGCAAGUUUACUGUGGCUUGGCUACAGACAUCAUCUCGGCAGCUCUACCUUAGUCCACCACUCCAAAGACAAACAACAUGGUGUCCUGGCUCAUUUCAAGAAGCGUCGUGCUUGUGUUUGGGACCCUCUAUCCUGCAUAUUACUCCUACAAAGCUGUCAAGACAAAAAAUGUCAAGGAAUAUGUCCGGUGGAUGAUGUACUGGAUUGUUUUUGCCCUCUACACUGUAGUGGAGACCAUCACGGACCUUACACUGGCAUGGUUUCCUUUGUACUAUGAACUGAAGGUAGCAUUUGUGAUCUGGCUCUUGUCCCCUUACACAAGAGGAGCAAGUCUCAUUUAUAGGAAAUGUCUGCACCCGCUGCUGUCUUCCAGAGAGAGGGAAAUAGAUGAGUACAUCGUGCAGGCCAAAGAACGAAGUUACGAGACCAUGGUGAACUUCGGCAAGCAAGGCCUCAGCAUCGCGGCCACCGCUGCUGUCACUGCAGCUGUCAAGGGUCAAGGUGCCAUCACAGAUAAGCUGCGCAGCUUGAGCAUGCAUGACCUCACACAGAUCAACCAGCAAGACGGCAGAGGAGAAAACCAGCUGUAUCGAUACACCGCCCACGCGGGCAAUCCAGCCGUCAGACGAGCUCAGAGUGCUGAUGUACCUGAUGAUGCAGAAUACUUUUACGACCAAGACGACAGGAGCGAUGACGACACCGAGCCGACUUUCUCUGAAGACGAGGCUGUUUCUCAAAAAGGACUGAGGCGAUCUCAGAGUGUCAAGCUGACACGGGCCAGAGUCCGCAAAGAUGCUCGCUAUGGAUCACUGAAGAUUAAAGGGAAGAAGAGACCAGCGCUCAGCUCAAUUAAUUAUGGAGUGUGAAGCGACUUCUUCUGACACACGUAUACACACACACACACCCACGGAUACACUGCUGAGUAGUCAAAGAUAUUAUCCGUCUGAAAUAUUUGUAUCUACCAGGGCUAUUCAAUUACAAAUUCAAUUGGGCCAACAUACAACACUUCUAAUGCCACAAACCUUUUACUAGGUGGAAGGAUGAACUCAUGCUCACUGACACAGAUUUGUGAAUAAUAUUUUGAGCAACUUUGGCCUUUUCUGUACAAUUGUACAGCACAUGGAAAAGUCUUAAUUUUUUAAAAUACUACAGCCCAUGAAAAAUUGGAGCAAAAUGUUAAGUGCAUUCGUAUUUUCAAUAACUUACUUUUAAUAAUGUAUGAUCUUUUCUUCCUUUUAUUUGUAAUGUUUGGAUUAGAAGGGCUUUUAUAUUAUCCAUAGCUGUUUUUGUAUCUGCAUCUCAUCCCAAAGCUUUUUUAAACUGCUGUUUUGUUGCUUGUCAUCUCAAUUUGUAUCGGCGUCGUCAUUGCAAGUAGGAUGCUGAACACAAAAUAGUUGUACGUUUGAUAAAUCAAUGUAUUGAUACACUCCAUUUAAGUUAUUGACUUUAUGGCAUUUAAAAUGAGCUACAGUUGUCACUGUGCUGAAUCAGUGGAAAUUACGUGGCUCUUAUUUCUUUUCCAAAAUGGAGGAAGAUGGCACAGUGCCGAAAGUUGAUUACAGUGCUUAUUUCAUUGCUUAUUACUGACUAGAUUGAUCAUGAUUAUUAUCUCAAUCGUAGAUCGCUAUCCAAUUUUUAUUUUCUUACUUGACAGGGCGAGCGCAAUGAACAUAGUAAUUACAUUUGAUGUAUUUGGAGUCUAUUUAGGAAUACAGUUGCCCUCCAGCAUCAUCAGACAAAUAACAUUUUAACUGAAAUUAAGGACUUCCUUGGAGACUGGGUGGUGGAGCUGUUGUUAAUUAAAAAAAAUAAAACACUACCACCAAGAGGCUUACCUCUGAUGUGCUUAUAGGCGGAAGGUUGUUGACCGCCCUUCGGCUGCUUGACAAAGUUGUGCAUGCAGACAUGUUUGUUGAUCAACAU
Messenger RNA from Syngnathus acus (greater pipefish), 2129 nucleotides. It is a transcript of the gene reep3b, whose product is annotated as receptor accessory protein 3b. Lineage: Eukaryota; Metazoa; Chordata; Actinopteri; Syngnathiformes; Syngnathidae. The coding region runs from base 284 to 1072 and encodes 262 amino acids. Gene Ontology annotation, biological process: endoplasmic reticulum tubular network organization. Gene Ontology annotation, cellular component: endoplasmic reticulum tubular network; endoplasmic reticulum membrane; cytoplasmic microtubule. The record is from RefSeq and is a predicted model, not a curated record. Gene Ontology annotation, molecular function: microtubule binding. The transcript has 8 exons.